UUUUAGUUUUUUCCGCUGUGUUUCUUCAUUUAUACUCGGUAAGUAAUAACAUACAAUUUAACUAACCCCCUCAACUCCAUCAUCCUCAUCAAACAUUUGCCCUUAAAAUAUGCACAUAGUCUAGAUAUUUAAGCACCAGAUCGUAGUUUUUUCCAGUUGAAAGAGAAAAAAAGGUGAUUUCAAUUUGCAGUUGUUAAUCCUAAGGAUGAGGAUUGAGAAAAAUGUGAGUGAACCAAGAGGACGGGAGUAUAGCGAUUCGAAGAAGAAUCGGAGAAGGCAGAGGAUGAUUUCCCCGGUUCAAAGACUUUAUGAAACUUGCAAAGAAACUUUUGCUAAUUGUGGUCCUGGUGUUGUACCAUCUGCAGAAAAGAUUGAACGUCUCAAGGAAGUUUUGGAUACCAUGGCUGGAGCAGACGUUGGCUUGAGACCGAACAUGCCAUACUUUAAGUCAACAAGAUAUGACAGACCUCCUACAAUAACGUACCUGCACCUCCAUGAGUGUGAUAAAUUCUCGAUUGGUAUCUUCUGCUUGCCCCCAUCAGCUGUCAUUCCACUUCAUGAUCAUCCUGGAAUGACUGUUUUUAGUAAGCUUCUUUUUGGAGAAAUGCACAUUAAGUCAUAUGACUGGGUGGACAACCUCCCUGCUGAUCCAACUCCAGUUGCUAAACCUUUAGAUAAUGGACUUGGGGAAUCUACUACUGGAAUUCGUCUAGCAAAAGUGAAGAUAAAUUCAGCGUUUAGAGCUCCUUGCAAGACCUCUAUCUUAUAUCCAGCUGAUGGUGGUAAUAUGCAUUGUUUCAAAGCAAAAACAGCCUGCGCCGUGCUAGAUGUGCUUGGCCCUCCCUAUUGUGAUCCUGAAGGUCGCCACUGUCAAUACUACUGUGACUUCCCGUUUUCAAGUAUCUCUGUGACCGAGGAACAGAAGGGUGGCUAUGCAUGGCUGAAAGAGAGGGAGAAACCUGAUGACUUAACACUGGUUGGAGCAUUGUACAAGGGACCAAAAAUGGUUAAGUGAAUUGAAUUAUCCCCAUUUCUGUGGAUGAUAACGAAAGUUGGCAGUGAAGCAGAACCAAAAAAGAAAAAAACUUUUUUUUACUUUUCUUAUCUUUCUUUCCCUUGUUUUCCUCCCUAAUUUUUCCUCGUUUUCCCUUCUUGCGGUUUGGUAGUGUACAUAUUCAGACCGGAGGAAACAAACGAAGGUCAUGGCGAAAAUUUGAUGCAGUAGUGUUAUUUUUUAACAACAGUUACAUAUUUCUGACAUAGCGUUAUGUUGUAGGAUUUGUUUAAGUACACCUCCUUUUAUGGUACAAUUUGCUAUUUGACAGUAGCUCAGGUUGUACUUUAGGAACAUUUGCCCUGGAAUCCGAAUAUGACGAUAAGAAGUGGGUUUGUUCAAGUGGAUUGAGGGGUGUUCCGAUCGACAUUGUAAAGAAAUGGAUUAUAGAUUGAAUUCAAUCCCAAAAAUUGGCUAAUAGGGUAAGAAUUAUCAAGCUCAUGUAAGGAUAUCUAUGAUGUCAAUUGUUCAUGUGAGACUUCUUUUAACACUCUCAUGCAUGUUCAAACUGGAGUGAAUAAUAUAAUAUGGGAGCUAGCAUUGGCGAUCGAAGAAAUAUAAGAUUAGAGUUUUUGUGCCUCA
Molecule: messenger RNA, 1636 nt
Organism: Solanum lycopersicum (tomato)
Lineage: Eukaryota; Viridiplantae; Streptophyta; Magnoliopsida; Solanales; Solanaceae
Product: plant cysteine oxidase 2
Molecular function (GO): oxidoreductase activity, acting on single donors with incorporation of molecular oxygen, incorporation of two atoms of oxygen
Source: RefSeq, a predicted model, not a curated record